UUGAGGCGAAACAAACUUUACUUUGUGUUUUCUUUCUCCCAAAACUCAUGAAAGAUUCGGAGCGGGUUCCGAUUGGCUGCCGCAAUACAAAAAAAAAAAAGUCGGCCCCUCUCCUGAUUGGUCGCUCGAGCCGCUUCCGCGUUGUCACUCAGCGGCGGUCCCUCCCUCCCUCCUCACAGCUGUGCCUGAGUCUCUCCGGCAGCCUGCCUCUGACCGAGCACCGGGACGGGACGGAGGGAUGAAGUAGACUCCGAGUUUAUUUAUUUUUUUUACCUCAACGAAAACGAAGCAAGUUUUGUGACCGUGGAGCUGCUGCGCGGGUCCAGUUCUGAUACACGAACUCGUGUCAGGCUGUUUCUCAGAGGGACUGUUCGACGUGUUUGAGGAGAUUCGGGAUUUACUGGAGGGAAGUUUAAAUCCCUGCGCUGCCCGGACGGGAAAGGUGAGACUGAGGGGGGAGCUGCUUCAACUUUUUCCAGGCUGUCCCGCCUGAAAACAUCAACAUCAGGUCGUGUGAGCGGAUCUGUGCGGUGUGUUCACUGCGGUGUGUUCACUCUGGACUCUUCACGCAGUAUGUGUGACGCGCGCCCCGCGGUGUAAACCAGUUCAUCCAGCUCGACGGAGUUUCGACUGCUGAUUGACUUCCAGGUAAAACCGCCGACCAGGUUUUCCCACAAGUCCUCCUACAGUAAGCCGUUUCACAGCAAUGGCUGGUCUGAUAAAUGUCCACAUGAAGACUCUGGAGGACCUGACGCUGGACUCUGGGUACGGGGCGGGGGACUCCUGCAAGUCCCUCAGCCUGUCCUCCUCCAAGUCCAACUCCCAGGCCUUCAUGACGGCCCCUCACCGGGGCAACUGGUGGUACUACUCCGGGUCCAUGAACAGCAGGAACAACAGCUGGGACACGGUCAACACCGUCCUGCCCGAGGACCCGGAGGACAUCUUCUCCAAGUGCCCCCGCUUACCUGAGCUGGAGGAGUUCCCCUGGACCGAAGAGGAGGUGGCCAGGAUACUGCGCAAAGUGGCCGAGAGCGGGAGCACGAAACUGGGACCCGCACCUGUGUUCUCCCCGGAGGCCGUGCGGCGGCUGUCCGCGCUCCUCCGCAGGGCGCUGAUCCGCAUCUCCCGAGAGGCGCAGCGGCUCAGCGUCAUGCACUGCCGCUGCACGCGCUUCGAGGUGCAGAGCGCCAUGAGGCUCGUGCUCAGCUGGGCUCUGGCCGACCACUGCGUCUCCGCCACGGUCAAGGCCAUCUCCAUGUACAGCAUGAGCGCCGGGGAGCUGCUGAGGAAGGGCAAGUCGGCCCGCUGCGGCCUCUCCUUCUCCGUGGGACGCUUCUUCCGCUGGAUGGUGGAUACGCGCAUCUCCGUGCGCAUCCACGAGUACGCAGCCAUAUGCCUGACCGCGUGCAUGGAGGCUCUGGUGGAGGAGAUAGGAGCCCGGGUGCUGAUGGCCGAGAGGGGUCAUUCGGGGCCCGACGCGGGGUCAGCAGGCGCGACAGUGAGCGCAGAGGCCCUGGAGGGGGUGGUGAACAAUGACGCGGAGCUGUGGGGAGUCCUGCAGCACUACGAGCACCUGAUCUGCGGGAAGAACGCCAAUGGUGUUUUGUCUCUCCCGGCCCAUUUCAGCCCGUACACAGAGAACCAGCAGACGUCUGUGGACAGCAGGGAGGAUGCCUAUGCCCAGCUGGAGCUGAGGACGCUGGAACAGUCACUGCUGGCUACCUGUGUGGGCAGCAUCUCCGAACUCAGUGACUUGGUGUCCCGUGCAAUGCACCACAUGCAGCGCCUGAGCUCAGUACGCCCGGGACUGAGCCCAGCCCGCCACGCCCGUCCCCAGCAGCCCGUGUCCUGGUCGCCGGACGCCCUCCACACCCUUUACUACUUCCUGCGCUGCCCACAAAUGGAGUCCAUGGAGAAUCCCAACUUAGAUCCCCCACGCAUGGCACUUAGCAAAGAGAGGCCAUUCCUGUUGCUGCCACCUCUGAUGGAGUGGAUGCGAGUGGCCAUAGUUCAUGCCGAGCAUCGCAAGAGUCUGUUGGUGGACAGCGAUGAUGUCAGACAGACCGCCAGGCUGCUCCUCCCCGGACUGGACUGUGAACCGAGACAGCUGAAGCCUGAAUGUUGCUUCAGCUCCUUCAAGCGUCUCGACUCCAGAGCCGCCACGGACAAGUUCCAGCUAGAUUUGGGUUUCCGGAUGCUCAACUGUGGACGCACGGAUCUCAUUGGCCAGGCCAUCGACCUGCUGGGGCCUGAUGGGGUCAACAGCAUGGACGACCAGGGGAUGACGCCUCUGAUGUACGCCUGCGCAGCUGGAGACGAGGCCUUAGUGCAGAUGUUGAUCGAUGCCGGGGCCAACCUGGACGUGGCGGUGCCGCCAUGCUCCCCAAAACACCCGUCUGUGCAUCCUGAUAGUCGCCACUGGGCAGCCCUCACCUUCGCUGUUCUGCACGGACACAUCUCCGUAGUGCAGCUCCUGUUGGACGCAGGGGCCAACGUGGAGGGCGCCGCGGUCCGCAACGGACAGGAGAGCACGGCCGACACUCCGCUGCAGCUGGCCUCAGCAGCAGGCAACUACGAGAUGGUGAGUUUACUCCUGGCUCGAGGUGCAGACCCCUUAUCCAAGACCCACGAUGGAAACGCCCUGACGUCGUCCCUGUACGAAGACAUGAACUGCUUCAGUCACGCUGCAGCACACGGACACAGGAACGUGCUGAGAAAGCUACUGACUCAGCCCCAGCAAGUCAAAGAGGACGUCCUGUCCCUGGAGGAGAUCUUAGCCGAGGGGGUGGAGGGCGAGGAGGCCGGGAUCUGCCCUUUCCUCCCUCUGUCCCCCCUCCCCACCCCUUCUUCUGGCCCUGGGGCCCUGCCAGAGGGAGGCAUAGCAAGACUCUGCAAGGCCAGGAUGAAAGCUCUGCAGGAGGCGAGCUACUACAGCGCCGAGCACGGCUACCUGGAUGUCACCAUGGAGCUGCGAGCUAUGGGUGUACCCUGGAAGCUGCACGUGUGGCUGGAAUCUCUGCGUUGUGCCCAGCAGCAGUCGAGGGCCGGUGUCACCCUGUCGCUCCUCAGAGAGUUCACCACCAUCAGAGAGGAGGACUACUGCGAGGAGCUGGUCACCGUCGGCCUGCCCCUGAUGUUCAGCAUCUUACGGACAACCAAGAAUGAUGCCAUCGUACAGCAGUUGGCAGCUAUUUUUAGUCACUGUUUUGGCCCAGCACCUCUUCCAGCCGUCCCCGAGAUGAAGGCAACUCUUUCAGCUCAGCUGGACCCUCAUUUCCUGAACAACAAGGAGAUGUCAGAUGUGACAUUUGUGGUGGAGGGGAAACCGUUUUACGGCCACAGAGUCCUUCUGAUCACAGCUUCUGACAAAUUCAGGUCUCUGCUGGCCUCCCACGGACCAGACGGGAGCCCCAACAAGCAGAUUGAGAUCAGUGACGUCAAGUACAACAUUUUCCAGAUAAUGAUGUCAUACCUGUACUGUGGAGGAACAGAGUCGCUGAAAACGAACGUCUCUGACCUGCUGGAGUUGUUGUCAGCUGCCAGUCUGUUCCAGCUGGGGGCGCUACAAAGACACUGUGAACUCAUCUGCUCUCACCACAUCAACCUGGACAAUGCAGUCAGCAUCUAUAAGACAGCCAAGGCCCAUGGUUCGGUGGAGCUCAGCUCUUUCUGUGAAGGUUACUUCCUGCAGCAGAUGCCCGCUUUGCUGGAGCGAGAGGGCUUCAGGAGCCUGUUGCUGGGACCCCCCGGGGCCCGACAAGGAAACUCCUCCACUUCUACGCUGGUCCACAGCCGGGGGGAAUCACCUGUGGAGGAGCUGGAGGCCACGCUGGCUCAACGGCUACGCUCGCUCCACGUCACCUCCCGAGUCUGAGGACAACAGGAGCGCUGCAGAGGAGAGAGAGGAUGGAAAUAAGUGGAAGAAUGUGGAAGUCGGAGAGGAAGUUUUCAUCUUAUCACUGACACAGGAUCCGAUCUUGAGGAGCCGUCUAAAUAGCUUGAGAUGUUUUCUAAUUAGCAUCUGAUCCUAUCUCUGGUAACAAGCGACUUCCACAGUACUUUAACACUGGGGCGGAGAUCAGAGAGUUCAUAUUUAGUGCCGAGCACUCCAUCUUGACAUUUUUAUUGCAGUGUACAGCAUGUUUAUGAAGAAGAAAACUGGACUACGUGAUGCUUUUUUUUUUUUUUUCCUACAAGGCUCGGGAAGCUUUAACGGAGAAGCAACAGAUGGAUGCAACAGGUGGGAGGUCUGAAUAAUGAAACACUGCUGCCCUCUAAUGGACAAAACUGGCAGAAUAAAUGAUUGCCUGGGAGGAUUGGGAUCAAUGGCGCCCUCCUGGUUCUGACUGAAGCUAUGUAAAGAAACAAGACUGAAUCAUCUGUUAGAGUCAAGUUAGUUGGACAUGGUGGACUUUUGGAUUUUCAAACUAAUAAUGCAGAGUGGGAGGAAGGAAGGAAGGAUGGAAGGAUGUGAGGAAGGAGACUCGGUGCCUCCAGCAUUGACGUAAGCUUCGGAUUAACAAAUGUACUUUUUAUGUAUGUUUUUUAUUUUCUAUUUUUAAAAAAAAGAAAAGUAUGACCGCAGAAACAAAAUGCUUACUUCAGAGUGGGAUGGACAUUUUCUAUUUAAUGAGGAGAAAAAAAAAAAGAUGUGAGAGUAUUUAUCGGGGUGUUCCCUUUUUAUUGUGUUUGUUUGUUUUGUUUUUUUAAUCCAAGCAAAAUUAUUAAUAUUAUUGUUGAAAAAGUUGCUUUUGUGUAGCUGUUGUUGUUUUUUUCCCCCCAGGUACACUCUUUAACAGUUAAUUAAGCUUAUGUAUACUGUAUGCUUCUUACGCAGGUAACAGCAGCAGAAUCCAAACAUGGGAUUUUGGAAUACAUAAAGUCUGUUUUAAAUGCUGAAUAUUGUAAUAAACCUGGUAAAUGAG
Acanthopagrus latus (yellowfin seabream) is the source of this 4925-nucleotide messenger RNA. RefSeq names its product ankyrin repeat and BTB (POZ) domain containing 2b (gene abtb2b). Lineage: Eukaryota; Metazoa; Chordata; Actinopteri; Spariformes; Sparidae. The transcript is spliced from 17 exons. The coding region runs from base 707 to 3874 and encodes 1055 amino acids. The record is from RefSeq and is a predicted model, not a curated record. Gene Ontology annotation, molecular function: protein heterodimerization activity.